Molecule: messenger RNA, 6268 nt
Organism: Manis pentadactyla (Chinese pangolin)
Lineage: Eukaryota; Metazoa; Chordata; Mammalia; Pholidota; Manidae
Gene: IRGQ
Product: immunity related GTPase Q
Exons: 3
Coding region: 162-2018 (618 amino acids)
Molecular function (GO): GTP binding
Source: RefSeq, a predicted model, not a curated record
AAAUCACGCUUCCAAGACACCCGACCCUCUAAAAGGGGUGACGUCAGGUUAGAGCCCCCGGGACGUGUCUGGUGUCCCAGCCUCUUUGAGCUCGGUCCGCGGGGCCCCAGGGGAGGGGUUUCUCAGCGGCUGACUGGCCACCACCAACUGCAGUCUCCGCUAUGCCUCCGCCGCGGGGUGAUGUGACCGCCCUGUUCCUGGGUCCUCCAGGCUCGGGGAAGUCUGCGCUGAUUGCAGCGCUGUGUGACAAGGAUUUGGAGACUGUAGAGAUACCGGAGAGACGGACGGAUUCCGGGAUCCCCAGUCUACGAGCUGCGGGCCCAGGCCUCUUCUUGGGCGAGCUGAGCUGCCCGCCUGCAGAGCCGGGGCCCUGGGCGGCGGAGGCCAACCUGCUGGUACUGGUGCUGCCGGGACCCGAGGGAAACGCGGAGCCCUUGGCCCCAGCGCUGGGAGAGGCAGCGCGGGCAGCUCUGGCCCGAGGGACCCCGCUGCUGGCUGUGCGGAAUCUACGUCCUGGGGAUUCACAGAAUGAAGAGCAGGCCCGAGAUCAGACAGAGGCCCUGCUGAACAGCGCGGGAUUGGGGUCCACAUCUCUCUUCGUGCUGCAGGCUGACUGCAGUAACGGCGACAGUUGCGAGGAGCUGGAGCGCCUGCGGGCGGCGUUGCGGAGCCAGGCGGAGUCGCUGCAGAGGCUUUUGCCACCGGCUCAGGAUGGCUUCGAGGUACUGGGUGCAGCAGAGCUUGAGGCUGUACGGGAGGCCUUCGAGACUGGUGGCCUGGAAGCCGCGCUGUCGUGGGUUCGCGCUGGCCUGGAGCGACUGGGCAGCGCGAGGCUGGACCUGGCCGUAGCGGGCACAGCUGACGUGGGCCUUGUGAUGGACACGCUACUCGGGUUGGACGCAGGUGCUGAGCCUGCUUCAGCCCCCGCGGGGCCCACGCCCUAUCCCGCCCCAGAACGUCCCAAUGUGGUGCUCUGGGCUGUACCUCUGGGCUGCGUGGGUACUGCUGCUACCUCCCACCCUACCCACUACGACGCCCUCAUCCUCGUCACCCCUGGGGCCCCCACUGAGAAGGACUGGGCCCAGGUCCGACCCUUAGUACAACCAGAUGCGCCGCUGGUCUGCGUGCGAACAGACGGCGAGGGCAAGGAUCCAGAGCCUCUGGAAGAGGAGGGAAAGGCGGAGAAGCCUAGCGGCGAGUGCUUAAAGCACGCAGGCGGAGGGGGGCUGGAGAAUGCGCGCAGUGAGGGAAGCGAGAAAUGUGGCCCUGGAGCACAGAAAGCAGGCAGUGGGGAAGGCUCAGAGAGAGCAGGCAGCGGGAGUUUGCGGCAGGUUGGCGUUGGCGUGAAGAAACCGGGCAGCGGGGACUCCGAGCGUGCGGCAGCGCUGAGCCCGGAGGAUGAGUCGUGGGAGGUGCUGGAGGAGGCGCCGCCUCCAGUGUUCCCGCUGCGGCCGGGCGGACUCCCCGGGCUCUGCGAGUGGCUGCGGCGAGCGCUCCCCGCGGCCCAGGCUGGGGCGCUGCUGCUGGCGUUGCCUCCCUCGUCGCCCUACGCGGCCCGAACCAAGGCUGCGGCUCUGCGGGCCGGGGCGUGGCGGCCGGCUCUGCUGGCUAGCCUGGCUGCGGCGGCAGCCCCCGUACCGGGGCUGGGCUGGGCAUGCGACGUGGCGCUUCUGCGGGGGCAGCUGGCGGAGUGGCGGCGGGCGCUGGGGCUCGAACCCGCGGCGCUGGCUCGACGCGAGCGCGCGCUGGGCCUGGCUCCUGGGGAGCUGGCGGGGCGGACGCGCUUCCCCGGCCCGGUGACGCGCGCCGAAGUGGAGGCCAGGCUGGGCUCGUGGGCGGGCGAGGGCACGGCCGGCGGUGCGGCGCUGGGCGCGCUCUCCUUCCUGUGGCCGGCGGGCGGCGCGGCGGCCACCGGCGGCUUGGGCUACCGCGCGGCGCACGGCGUCCUUCUGCAGGCGCUGGAGGAGAUGUGCGCCGACGCUGAGGCGGUGCUGGCGCCCCACCUGCUCGCGCAGUGAAAGGGGGUGGGAGGAGGGGACGGGGCUUCCGGGGUGCCCAGCGUCCCGGCUGCUUGGCUCUGCCAGGGGCUGAGGACUUCAAGUCCCGGAUGGUGGGGGGUGGGGUGGGGGGCCCAGACUGAGGCCUGGGAUGUCUGGGCCUCUGAGGUAACAGCGGGGGCUCUAAGGGGAUGAGAGCUCUGACUACUGUUCGGAUGUGUGACUUCCUGAAGGGGAAUCGAGUCUGGGGGACAGGACUCCUGACUUCUCUGGGGACCACAGGGCAUGAUUCCCAGAUUUGUGUCUGACAGUUGAGGGACUAGACCCCUAGAAGGGGGUAUAUCUUAGUCUCCAAGGGAGUGGAAACUGGGUCUAUUCACGUCUGGUUCUCCGGCGGUAGAGGGAGUGAUAGCCCUGAUUUCCUGAUGAGGGGGUUUCCAUCACAUGGUGGGUGGGGGGAUCCAAUAUGGAGGAGGUGGUUUGAGCAUUCCCAGGGAGCUGGACUCCUUGGGCUUCUGAACCACAAAGGGGUAUGGUGUCUAGGUUACCUGGGGGGAUUAGGCCUGCAUACAGCCUCCCAGUACCUUGAGAGGCAGUAAGCUUUGAAUCUUCAUGCAGGGGAGAGGGGUCUCUGAGGUCUCACGUGGUGGCUUGCAAGAAGCAGUGCACAUUGGUUCCUAAUUCCUGGGUGGUGAGAACUAUCCAUCUAGAGGGGAAACAGGCUAUGUAAAAAAGAGCUGGAGACCCUUUGUUCCCUUGAGUAGAGGGGUGUCUAAUAUUUGCUCCUCCAGUGGCCUGGUGACCCAAACUCUUCCAGAUCUUGUGGGGAGGAUGGUCCCACAAAAACGAGGGAAGGAGGUCAGAGAUCUAGGCUUGGUGGCUCUGGGAUGGCCAGAGACCAGGCAGGAGGCCUUCUGGGUGUGGGAGGGCAGGAACCCAUACCUCAGAGGUAUCUCCCACAAGUCCCUAAUAGAUUUGGAUCCUGGCAACAGCUUCUCCCUAUGUGAGUUUGGGAAGGAAUAUUACCCCCCUUUUAUAGGUUCUGAGUAAUUCAGGGGAACUUUGAGGAGUCUGUUCCUCUGUUCUUUUCUCCUUUAGGGGUUUCUGUCUUCUUUUGGUCAUGUUUCUUUCUGUCAUUAAACCUUAACCCUUUCUGGCCUUGGUAUUUUGUGCACCUGCCUUUUUUUGAAAAGCAGCUGUACCAAUUCAGACGUUUCUGUGUUGGCCUCCUCAGGUAUCCCCAAGAGGCUCUGCCUUCUGAUGUGCACAGAGUGUGUGCAGUGAGCAAGAGACCCACAGAACAGGUAGGUAGUGGUCCAGACCAUGGGAAUGUGCCACUCGUGAGGCAAAAGCAGAAACCACAGUGCCUGGAAUGUUCUAGACUGCCAACUACAUGUAGAGGAGAUACCACAGGUCACAGAAUUCUUCUAUGUCAAAUACAGGAAGGGGGAACCUGAGAAACCAUCCAGUAGAAUCUCUUUUGUGACAGAUAGAUAAGGGAAAGCAAAGCCCAGAGAGGGCAGGCUCUAGGCCUAACAGCACACAGCAAGGCCCUGUGUGGUCUGGCCCCUGCCUAUUCUCAUUCCCUGCCCUACCACAUCCCUAACCAGCCUGAUAGAUCUACCUUCUGGUGCUUGGGUUCUGCAUCAGGACAUUUGCACUUGCUGUUCUGCCUAGCAUGCUCUGACCCCAGAUCUAACCAUGCCUCUUUCUUUCAAUGAGGUCUCAGCUCAAAUGUCCUCUCAGAGAGGCCUUCUGUGACCACUCUAACUAAAGUAGCUCACAUGCCUCCAUUAUUUAUCUCAGUUGGUUGAUUUUCCUUGUAGAAUUAUUACUAUAGAAAUAGUAUUUAUUUAUUUAUUUAUUUACCUGUUUAUUGGCUAUCAUCUCCUUGCCUGUCCAUUCUCUGCUAUAUCCCAGGCACUGAGAAUAUUGCUUGAUAUCUAGCAGGCACUGAGUAAGUAUUUUAAUUCAAUCAGUGGCAGACCUAAGGCUGGAAUUUAGAUUGUUGGCCUUUACAGGGCAGGGAAAAGGAGUGAGAUAGAGUGAAAACAAGCAUCUAAGGGUCAAGAGACCUGGGAAUCAAGUGUAGUUUUACUGCUGUCACUCCAGGUGACUGGACCAGUGCCUUAUUUUCCAUCUGUGAAAUGAAAGGGCUGAAUAAAACCCAUAAAUACUUUUGAGAGCCUGUUGCCUUUGACAGCUGGAGAUAAGAGUGACUGAUUUGAGGAGCAGACCCUUGAGCAUCUCCAGCUUGAAUGCCCACCACAGCUACAAUCUGUCCCAUCAAAACUGAGAUGGCCAAAGUGGGGGGGAAAUAUUUGGCUGUCUACAGAAUGGCUCCAUGAAUAGUCUGAAAGCUCUUUCAACCUAGGGAAAUGUUAUUCAUCCGUAUCUUUAAUACCGAGUACAACACUGUCUACCCCUCUCCUCAGACCAGUAUUCAAACCUCUCGGUCAAGCAGGCCAGCCAUGUGAGAGAGCAGGGGAGGUGCAGAGCAGCGCUGUCUAAUAGCAGUAGAAUGUGAGCCACGUAUGUAAUUGUAAAUUUUCUAGUGCCACAUUUUUAAAGAAUGAAACAGGUGGAACUAAUUUCAAUGUUUUACUUAACCCAGUAUAUCCAAAGUAUGAUCAUUUCAACAGGUAAUCAAUACAGAAAAGUUUUAGUGAGAUAUUUUACAUUCUUUUAAGCUAAGUCCUUGAAGUCUGGUGUGUAUUUUACACCUAACAGCACAUCUGGUUCAGAUGAUAACACUUGCAUCAGAAAUACUUGACCUUAAUUUGGCUUUCAGGAAAUUGGUAAUUGGAGAAGUAGAUUCAUAUACCCAAGUUGUCCCUAAUAUAGUGAACAGUUUUCCAAUAACUGAGAUACAUAUCAAUUUUUAAAUUAAUUAAAAGUAAAAAAUAAAAUUCCACCUUCCAUCUUGUGCUCAGUAGCCACAGGUGGUGAGAGGCUCCAGCACUGAACAGCACCAACCUAGAGCACUACUGUCACCGCAGGACCUCCUAGCACAGCUCUGGGUCAGACUGCCCUUCAGACUUUGGGGGUGACCUUGGGCAAGUCACUCAGCAAAUGGCAUCUACCUCACGGGGCUAUUGUGAGAAUUCAGUGUGUGUGUGUGUACACAUGUUCUGCCUCACACGCACGCCAAUGUACUGCGGCCCUGAGAAGCCCAGCACACUGGGAGCUCCGCCAUUUGUCGCCUUGCUCUUGCCAUUUGCCCUCAGCCCCAGGCAGCACCCAGACAACUCCAGUCUGGGUACUUUCUGUCUCACCCCCAUGCCUUCAUGCACAGGGGGCCCUCCUCUUUUUCUGCCAUUUUGACGCCAUCUCAGAUUUGGGCCUGGGUCAUAUCUCUGCUUCCCUGUUCCAGAGUUCCUCUGCCCUCACACCAGUGAGAAUUACGACAGAGAUCAUAUCUGAGAAAGCAAGACCCAAUUUUGUUUGCACGUGUCUCUGUAUGUUUGGAAGUGCUGAUUGUGUGUACAUGGUUAUGCACAGUCAUGCUUGGGUGUUGUAAGUCUGGGGAAAGGAAAUCCCAGAGCAAAAUACCUCUAAAACUGAAAUCAGUCAAAGGGAGAUAUAAAGUUUAGAAUCCGUUUAUUGGUUACAAACUGCAGUCUGGGGCCGUCUCUCUCUCCUGCUCCAGCAGAAGCAAACCCCCCCUCCCCUCCCCUCUCAGGUACAGAUAAGCCCUCCUUGCCCAGGAAUUACCCACGGAUAGGGAGAUGACCUUCUCUCUACCCCUGAGGAAUGAUGCAAAUGAACUAAAGCCAUACUUCUCUCCACCCUCGAGCGCCUGUUGAUAUGCAUAUGUACUAAAGCCAGGUGAGAUAUUCUGGAAAUAUUACAAUUUUACCCACAGGUGUCAAGACUACUUUUGGGGGUGGUGGUUUUGUAAAUCAUGACUUUCGAUAGGAUUGAAUUUUAUCCUCUGUGGAGGCAUGAGGUUCCUAGUGAGGCAUCUGUCUCUGGGAACAUCCAAGUAGAAAAAGACUAAGACUCCCCUGUGGCUGCCGUCAGGGUGUGUCUACGUGGCACCUGAAGGGGCUGAAAGACCCUUGAAGGCAAGAACUCAAGGAAAUACAUGAUAAAUCUUGGCAUUGCCAUCGCCAGAAGCAGAAUAAGCACAAAAAACGUGAGUGGGUGAGACAGUCUCGCUGCCUGAGCUGAGUUUCAUACAUUUCUGGAUAAUGAUAAUGGAAUCGGUGUCCCUCGGGGGUGUGGUCAGCCUGUGGUGGUUCUUGGACUGAAUAAAAUGAGUAGAAAUC